UGCCUGGAUGGCCCGCAAGCUGAGCCUGGACCAGCUGGAGGACCAGCUCCUGUGCCCCAUCUGCCUGGAGGUCUUCCGGGAGCCGCUGAUGCUGCGCUGCGGCCACUCUUACUGCAAGCCCUGCGUGGUCUCCCUCUCGGGGGGUCCCGAGGCCCAGUUCCUCUGCCCCGUCUGCCGCCAGAGUGCCGACGGGGCUAGCUCUCCCCCAAAUGUCAGCCUGGCACGUGUCAUCGAGGCCCUGCGUGGUGCAGGAGGAGGAGGGGACUCCCAAGGUGAAGAUGGUGAUGGUGAUGGGCCUGAGGAAGAGGAGGAAGAGUCCUGCCCCGAUCACCGCAACCCCCUCAGCCUCUUCUGUGAGGGCGACCAGGCCAUCAUCUGUGGGCUCUGUGGAACCAUCGGAGCCCACCGGCACCACAAGGUCACCCCUCUGUCCACCGUCUACAGCCGUAUGAAGGAGGAGCUGUCAGCGCUCAUGACAGAGGUCCAGCAGCAACAGAGGGACCUGGAGGAGCAUCUCGGGAAGCUGAUGAACAACAAGACGCGUAUCACGAACGAGUCAGACGUCUUCAAGUGGGUGAUCCGAAAGCAGUUCCAGGAGCUGCACCGCUUUGUGGACGAGGAGAAGGCCCGCUUCCUGGGGCGCAUUGAGAGGCAGGUGGUGGGUCUGGAGGCCGGCCUGGAGGCCCAGCUCAAGCAGGCCGAGGAGGCCCUGCAGGAGCUCAAGACGCUGGAGGAACACCUGCGGGGCCUCAGCGACCAGGGCCAGCUGGGCUUCAUCCGGAAAUAUGGCUCCCUUCCCUCCAGGUCUGAACUGACCCAGCAGCGUCCGGCCGAAGGGGGUGCCUCUCCCCCGGUGUUCUUUAAGCCCGACUUCCACCAGGAUGAUGUCCAGAUGAUGGUGUGGAAGCGGCUGCUACGUAAGAUCCUCCCAGCCCCGGAGGCACUGACGCUGGACCCCUCGUCGGCGGCACACCCGGCACUGGAGCUGUCAAAGGGCGGCACGGUGGUACGCUGGGGCCGGGCACCCACCUUGCGCCGGGGAAGCCUUCCAGAGCGGGCAGAGCCGGGUGCCUGGGUGCUGACCAGCAGGGGCUUCUCCUGGGGGCGCCACUACUGGGAGGUGGUGGUGGGGGCACGCAGCCACUGGCGGUUGGGCCUGGUCAAGGCCUCAGCCCUCGGUCCCCGACACCCGCAGCAGCAGCUGCGAGCUAAACUACCCAAGACCCCCCAGCAGGGAGCUUGGCUGCUGGGUCUGAAAGAGGGUAGGGUCCUGGAAGCCUUUGCAGGGCCCCGUGUGGCCCUCCCGCCCUGCUGCCCACCUCCCCGGCGCCUGGGCCUCUUCCUGCACUACGAGAAGGGCGAGCUGACCUUCUUCGAUGCCACCCAGGGGCCCCAGGAGCUGGUCCCGCUCUACACCUUCCGGGGGGGCUUCCAGGGCACUCUCUUUCCCGUGCUGGACCUGGGCCCUUGGCACCAGAGGGGGCCCGGGGCCCUGCCCAUCCUCCUGCCCUCCCCUGCCAUGAUCCACCAGCACGACUGGGAGGAGCAGGAAGAGAAUGAAGAGAAGGAGGAGGAAGAAAGCAAAGAGGAAGAGGAAGAGGAAGAAGAGGAGAAAGAGGAGGGCAGAGGGGAGCCCCAGCAGCAGCACACCAAGCUGUAGCCUUCCACGGCCCUCCCUGGAAGGAAGGAUAGAUGACAGAGGGAGGGAUAGACAGAAGGGAAGGAAGGAGGAGUGGAUAAUAAACAGAGAGAGGGAGGGAAAAGAAAGAUGGUGGAGAUGGAACGAAGAAAAGAAAUAAAAAAGAAACAAGGAUAGAUACCUAGAUAGAACAGAGAGAUAGAUAGAUAGAUGGGAAGAAAGGAGGGAUAUAGUAGAAGGAAGAUGGAGGAAGGAAAAAGAAAUGAACAUGGAAAGAAGGAAAGGAAUGCAAGAAAGAUAGGAGAAGGAAUAAGGAUAGAUUGAUAGAGGGGAAGGAAGGAUAGAGGGAAGGAAGAAAGAAAAGGAAGGAGUGAAAAGAAAAGAAAAGAAAAGUAAAGACAGGAUGAAGGAAGGAAAGAUAUAGGAGAAGAUAGAGAGAUCGAUAAAAGCGAAGGAAGGAAAGAAGGACGGAAUGAAGGAAGGAAGGAUAAUAAGCAGAGGGAGGGAGGGAAAAGAAAGAUGGUGGAGGUGGAAAGAAGGAAAGAAAUAGAUAGAAGGAACAUGAAUAGAGAGAAAUAGAGAGAGAGAGAUGGGAAGAUAGGAAGGAUAUAGUAGAAGGAAGAUGGAGGGAGGAAAAAGAAAUGGACAUGGAAAGAAGGAAAGGAAUGCAAGGAAGAUAGGAGAAGAUGGUGGAGAUGAAAGAAGGAAAGAUAGAGGAAAUGACAGGGAGAGAAAGAUAGAAGGGAGGGAAGGAAGGAUAAUAAAAAGAGGGAGGGAGGAAAAAAGAAAGAUGGUGGAGAUGGAAAAAAGGAAAGAAAGAAAAGAUAGGAGAAGGAACAAGGAUGGAAUGAAUGGAAGGAAGGACGGAAGAAAGGGAGGGCGAUCAGAGGAGAAGGAAGAUGGAGGAUGGAGGAAAAAGAAAGAUGAUGGAGAUGGAAAGGAAG
Messenger RNA from Anolis sagrei ordinatus, 2583 nucleotides. RefSeq names its product E3 ubiquitin-protein ligase TRIM50-like. The record is from RefSeq and is a predicted model, not a curated record. Gene Ontology annotation, biological process: protein ubiquitination. Lineage: Eukaryota; Metazoa; Chordata; Lepidosauria; Squamata; Anolidae. Gene Ontology annotation, molecular function: protein binding; zinc ion binding; ubiquitin protein ligase activity. Gene Ontology annotation, cellular component: cytoplasm.